Messenger RNA from Seminavis robusta, 3504 nucleotides. NCBI's taxonomy places the organism in Eukaryota, Bacillariophyta, Bacillariophyceae, Naviculales, Naviculaceae. The record is from the annotation of a GenBank genome assembly.
AUGACGGAGCGCAAAUCAUGCUCUCCGAAAGUCAAUGGGUCCUCGGCCUUUCGCAAAAUAGCACAGCGCCGCGACAGCGACACAAGUGUUACAGAGUCAAGUGCUGCAGAAUCUGAUGAUAUCACUGGACUAUCGAAUGCUGGAUCUUCCUAUCUGAAUCGACUGAGUGACAUACGAGAUUCAUUGAAUAGUGUGGAGCAUAGAGACUCCAUGAAGAAAUUUGCACUCCGAUCUCUAGAAACAGUCAGUGAAAUGAAGGUUCUUUCCAACUGCUUUGAACGAAAAAUGUCUGGGCAGGACAAUGCUGUUACCAAGGAAUUCUCGGUCAAUAAGUUGAAGUUUCAUCGACUGGAAUUGGUUGGACGAGACAAGGAAAAGACUCUCUUGAAGGAAAGACUGUUGAGUCAGAGUCAAAAUGCUGGUGUCCAAGAUAGAUCCGCUCAUAUGAUUGGGCACCGAGAGCUCAUCAUGAUCAGUGGGGUAUCUGGUUCGGGCAAAUCGGCUCUGGCCCAAACACUGGAAGAUCACCUCAACCAAAAGAAAAUGGGAGUCUUGGUUCAUGGCAAAUUUGACCUCCAGGCAGCAGAGGAGCCUUAUUCUACAAUUAUCAGUGCUUGUCAUGAUUUGGGAGUCAAGAUUCUGAAGCUGGCACACGGCAAUGACACAGAAAGUAAUGAAAGGGCCAAAAAGAAUACUGAGUCCUAUAGGAAAAUUCAAGAUAAGCUCCGUGGAGAGCUGGUGGGUAUGGAGUUGGAAAUGCUGGUCCACGCCGUCCCAAUUUGGGGAGACAUUCUUAUGGAGAAGGUUGAGUUACAUGCGGAUCCACAGCGCCACACAGUCAGCAACGCUGAAGUCAGGCCACCUGAUGAAGUCACAAGCAGCAGCAAGGAUCCCAUGGGUCAAACGCAAGAAAUGCUGGAAUCAGCAUUCCGAAAGUUUUUUAGGGUGAUCAGCUUCUUCUUUGCUCCAUUGGUUCUGGUCUUAGAUGACCUCCAGUGGUCAGAUAUCAGGACACUUGAGCUGCUCAAGCUAUUGGUUUCGGACACGACCAAUCCACAUCUCAUGGUUGUUGGCUGCUACCGGUCUGAUGAAGUAGAGGAAACACACAGUCUGGCACAAGUAAUUCGUGACUUGAAGCAUGACAGUCAGAAGAUCGGCUUGACCAUCACGGAGCUCCACAUUGGCAACUUGACUCCCACCGAUUCAAACCAAAUUGUCAUGACCUUGCUGAACAUCGAUAACCAAACAAAGACCCGAGAAUUGUCCGACUUAUGCCAUCAGAGGACCAUGGGAAACCCAUUUUUCUUUCUGAUGUAUGUGGAAAUGCUGAAUCAAGAUGGAUUGCUCAUAUUCAACUUGGGAACCUUUUGUUGGGAGUGGGAUAUUUCCAGAAUCAAAGCAGCCACUGCAGCUACAGCUAAUGUAGUGGACUUGAUGACAUCAAAGUUCUUGAAACAGUCCAAAGAAUUGGUCCAUUUGCUCAAGCUGGCUUGUUGCUUGGGUAAUAUCUUUACAGGAUCAGUACUCUUCUUGGUAUGGGCCAUGUCACCAGAUGUCAUCAUGCCAAAUGAUGAGGGAACUUCUAAGGAUGAACUCUUCCAUCAACUGCUGGAGGAAUCCAUCGAAGAGAAGUUCCUGGAACGGAUUGAUGAAGGUUUGCGAUGGACCCAUGACAAGGUCCAAGAGGCUGCCAUGUUGUUGGAGCCACAAGAGAACUUUGCAGCAAGAAAGUACAAAGUAGGACAAACUCUUUAUACCUGCUUGGAUGGAGAGGACUUGGAACAGUACUUGUUCUGUAUUGUCAACCUACUGAAUGACGGGUCUACUUCCGCAUCCACAGAGCUGGCUGAGCUCAACCUAAGGGCUGCCAAGAAGGCCAAAAUCUACAAUGCUGUAUCCCUUCAGUCGGUGUACUCUGAAUUUGGUAUCGCAAACCUGCCCAAUGAUUGCUGGACUAGUUGCAAGAACCUGGCUCUGGAACUCCACACCAUCCGAGCAGAAGCUGCCAGCAGCAUGGGAGAAUUUCCGACUAUGGAACAGUAUUGCAAUGUUGUGUUUAGUCAAAAGAACUGUUCUAUUCUCGACAAGAUCCCGUGCUACAAGGUUUGGAUUCAUAAGUUUGCCCGGCAUGGGAACUACCAUGAGGCUUUGAAACUUGAAGUUAAGGUGUUGGGGAAGCUGGGAUGCAGGCUUCCUCACAGAAAGAUUCCACAAGCACUGGCAGCAAUAUCAACACUACUCCAAUUCAAACGAAAGCUCAAAAAGAUUACUCCAACUGCUCCAGAACUGCAGAAGAUGCCCUUGAUGACUGACUCUGUUCACAAGAACGCAAUGUCAUUGCUGGCAUCACUCAUGUUGCAUGCCUACAUGGAUCAGAAUUCGAUGCUUUGGUUGCUAGGAACUUUUCGCAUGGUCCAUCUAACCCUCGAACACGGUUUGGCGGAUGAAUCACAACUUGCUUUCUCCUCGGCCGGAAUCAUGAUUAUGCAUGCCUUGGGUGACUGGGAAAUAGGAAAGCAGUAUGCAACCCUUGCUCUCAAUAUGUAUGACAAAUUAGAAGAGAGAUCUCCUCGAUCUUCAACCAUGUGUUGUUCACAUGGCGUUGCCAUUGUCUGGCUGCGCCCCAUGCAGAGUCAGCUUCGGUGGAUGAUGGAAGGCUACAAGAUUGGGAUGCAGUUUGGAGAUAUUGAAUGGUCGUUAGGCAACAUUACUAUCUACGCUGAGAUGGGUUUGCUAUCAGGUUUGCAGCUUCGAGGACUGUCUCAUGACAUUCGAAUCUACCUGUCCCAGUUUGAGAGAAUCAGCACCAACCUGGGCUAUUCCAGAAGACUCCGUCUCUAUUGGCAGACGGCAAUGAACUUGAUGGGUGAAUCGGAAAACACAACAAUUCUCUGUGGAUCAGCAAUCUCAGAGGAUUGCCUUUUGGAGGAGGCAUCUACUGUUUCAGGGAAAUUUUCAAGCCUGCUCAAGAGUUUUCUUUGUGUACUCCAGAGUUUUCUUUGUGUACACUUUGGCGAUCAUGAGAAAGGUGCAGUGCUUGCUCUGAAGAGAGGCAACAAUGUGUAUGAAGAACUUCCUGGCAUGCCUAUUGCCAUGGUGGAUCCUUUCCUCCGAGCUGUGUCACUGUAUGCAAUGGCUCGAAAAACCAAAAAGUUCAAGUAUCGACGUCAUGCCUACAGGGCAACAAAGACAGUAAAAGUCUGGCUGCAGAAGGGCAACCCCAACGCUUAUCACCAACUUGAGUUCCUCAAUGCCGAACGUGCUGCCCUCUCCAAAAGCCAAGAUACGUAUGAACUGUACUCCAAGGCUGCGCGAUUGGCAGUUCGAGGUGGCUGGAUUCAUGAUGCUGCCUUGGCAAGUGAACGACAUGCAGAGUAUAUGCUUGAACAGAACGACAAAGAUGGUGCUGCUGUCAAGCUAGCAGAAGCAAUUGAGCGUUAUGGCACUUGGGGUGCCAUGAAAAAGGUCACUCAACUGCAAGAAAUGUACUCUGACAUUCUCUGA